Molecule: messenger RNA, 694 nt
Organism: Trypanosoma grayi
Lineage: Eukaryota; Euglenozoa; Kinetoplastea; Trypanosomatida; Trypanosomatidae
Exons: 1
Source: RefSeq, a predicted model, not a curated record
AUGUGCAACUACACACAUACGUUCCUCUUCUCCUCCCUCACACUCUCCACUGUAUUGGCGCUGCGGGCAGUAGUCUCUGUCUGGUUCCGCGCAGGCAUGUCUGGCCCGGCUGACGGGCCCGCAGAUGUGCAGCUGCAGCAGGAGCUUAACGGGGCCAAGCGUCUCGCGGAGUUUCGCCUGCAGAAAGUCAUAGAGCUACAGGACGAAGUGGUGAGGUUGCGCCGUCUCCUCCUUACGGUGCGUGGCGGCAGCGAGGCCCUGCAACGCGCCAAAUCCAUACAGUCACGCGGCGCAUCAACCGCGAUGGCUACCGCGAAAUCAAGACCAGAAGCAGCUGUGGUGGAAGUAGCUGAGGAAGAGGGAUGUGCGGCAGCAGCAGCAGAGGUACCUCUAAAGAGAGCCUUCUCCAAGAGGCCCAAGCUGAUGCGGCACUCAGGCAGCGGCAGGUUGUCGUCAGUGACAUCACCUCCCGGUUCUGCUGCUGCUGCUGCUGGUGGUGGUGGUGGUGGUGGCAGUAGUCGUAGUAGUAUUGGUGGUGGGUGUGCAGGACGUCGUUUGGCGUCGCCGAAGCCGCGGGCACCCUCGUUUUCGGGGUCGGCGCACAGUGUGAGUGACGGCCGGUGCGACGCCGCCUUCCAGAGGCUCUCCGUCGGCCCGCAGCGUGGUGCCGCCCGCCCCGCGUCACAGCAGAGCG